Ochlerotatus camptorhynchus is the source of this 1760-nucleotide messenger RNA. RefSeq names its product ATP-dependent RNA helicase 25E (gene Hel25E). Gene Ontology annotation, molecular function: ATP binding; RNA helicase activity; RNA binding. The transcript has 7 exons. NCBI's taxonomy places the organism in Eukaryota, Metazoa, Arthropoda, Insecta, Diptera, Culicidae. Gene Ontology annotation, biological process: mRNA splicing, via spliceosome; mRNA export from nucleus. Bases 79 to 1350 code for a protein of 423 amino acids. The record is from RefSeq and is a predicted model, not a curated record.
CGUGUCUGCUACUUCAGCCAGUUGUGACCGCGUUGCAUUUUUUCUCUGCUAAAAAGUUUCCAAACAAACGUUUCGAUAAUGGCUGACAAUGAUGAUCUUUUGGAUUACGAGGACGAGGACCAGACCGAGCAGGUUACCACCGAGCCGGCCGAACAGCCAAAGAAGGAUGUAAAGGGAACGUACGUUUCCAUUCACAGUUCCGGUUUUCGGGAUUUCCUCCUGAAGCCGGAAAUCCUGCGCGCCAUCGUCGAUUGCGGUUUCGAGCAUCCGUCUGAAGUACAACACGAAUGUAUUCCACAGGCGGUGCUCGGAAUGGACAUCCUGUGCCAGGCCAAAUCUGGCAUGGGAAAGACGGCGGUGUUCGUGUUGGCCACGCUGCAGCAAUUGGAGCCAACGGAAAACGUUCCGUACGUGCUGGUAAUGUGCCACACCCGUGAGUUGGCUUUCCAGAUCAGCAAGGAGUACGAACGGUUCUCGAAGUAUAUGCCCAGCAUUAAGGUGGCCGUCUUCUUCGGCGGUUUGCCAAUCCAAAAGGACGAAGAGGUUCUGAAAUCGAGUAACCCGCACAUUAUCGUUGGAACGCCGGGACGUGUUCUGGCCCUUAUCCGGAACAAAAAGUUAAAUCUGAAGCACCUCAAGCACUUCAUUCUCGACGAGUGCGACAAAAUGCUUGAACAAUUAGACAUGCGUCGAGAUGUGCAGGAAAUCUUCCGCAACACACCGCACGGCAAACAAGUGAUGAUGUUCUCCGCCACCCUUAGCAAGGAGAUCCGGCCAGUGUGCAAGAAGUUCAUGCAAGAUCCUAUGGAAGUUUACGUUGAUGAUGAAACCAAGUUGACUCUCCACGGUCUGCAGCAGCACUACGUCAAGUUGAAGGAAAAUGAGAAAAACAAAAAGCUCUUCGAAUUGCUCGAUGUUCUCGAAUUCAAUCAGGUCGUCAUCUUUGUGAAGUCCGUCCAGCGUUGUAUGGCCCUGGCGCAGCUAUUGACGGAGCAGAAUUUCCCCGCCAUCGGCAUCCACCGUGGAAUGGUUCAGGAGGAGCGAUUGUCUCGCUAUCAACAGUUCAAGGAUUUCCAGAAGCGUAUCCUAGUGGCAACCAACCUAUUCGGACGAGGCAUGGAUAUCGAACGUGUUAACAUCGUGUUCAACUACGACAUGCCAGAAGAUUCGGAUACCUACCUGCAUCGAGUGGCUCGUGCUGGCCGUUUCGGUACCAAGGGAUUGGCCAUCACGUUCGUUUCAGACGAAACCGAUGCCAAGAUUUUGAACGAAGUCCAGGACCGGUUCGAUGUCAACAUCACCGAACUGCCGGACGAAAUUGAUCUCUCGUCGUACAUUGAAGGGCGAUAAUUUGACUUUCUGAAACGUGCAUCGGAGAGGCACACAGAUGCUUUUUUUUUUAGUUUGUUAUAUCCCCUAUAGUGUAGAAGAUAGAUCGUAAAAUACUCUGAGUCAAGUUUUUAACACGAUCAUGCGUCACCACCAAGAAACAGGAAAAAGGAGAUCUACUGCAGAGUCGUGUAGUAGAACGGCAACAGCGCGCUCUUGGUGCUCGCGAAGCUUCACUAACAUUCGAUUAGUUUAAAAACAAACAAACAGUACGAUAGAAGGAAUCUGCAUUCUACUGCUUUUUCAGUAGGUUUAUAGUUUUUUUUUACUAGAAACAACUAAAUCAAACUUGAUCCCAUAGGUUUAAUUCCGGUAAGCUGGAUAAGUAAUAAAAAAUGAUUUGGUGAAAUUGUACGACUUCAAUUCGAAGA